Molecule: messenger RNA, 303 nt
Organism: Drosophila innubila
Lineage: Eukaryota; Metazoa; Arthropoda; Insecta; Diptera; Drosophilidae
Product: male accessory gland serine protease inhibitor-like
Exons: 2
Coding region: 24-281 (85 amino acids)
Molecular function (GO): serine-type endopeptidase inhibitor activity
Source: RefSeq, a predicted model, not a curated record
ACUCGAGGUUCUCAACUGUCACGAUGAAGUUCAGUUUGUUGGUUCUUUUUACGUGCCUAUUCGCUUUCGUAGCCUCUUUUAUAACUUUUAAAAAUCCGGAAUGCGGUGAGCCACAUUCAACAAAUGGUGCUAACCAUACCCCCGUAUGUCGGGCGUAUUGGCCCAGCUGGAGCUAUAAUGCAAAUACCAAGGAAUGCGUGAGUUUUGUCUACGGAGGAUGUAAUGGUAAUGACAAUCGCUUCGAUUCUAAAGAGACUUGCGAAAAAACUUGCCUGGAAUAAAUACUUUAUGGCUUUGACAAUA